Molecule: messenger RNA, 960 nt
Organism: Arachis duranensis
Lineage: Eukaryota; Viridiplantae; Streptophyta; Magnoliopsida; Fabales; Fabaceae
Exons: 2
Coding region: 8-607 (199 amino acids)
Source: RefSeq, a predicted model, not a curated record
AGUCUUCAUGGCUCCACUACUUUAUCUUUUGACCAAACCCACAACCCCUUUUUCUCCCUUCUUGAUCCCUGAGAACAACAAUUUCUCAUCAAUUAUUUCUCACCCUCCCCAAAUCAAAUUCUUUACGCUGUUCAUUUUUCACACCUCAUUGUUCCCACUCCAAAGUCCAAUUUUCCAUUUGCCUCAGUUAAAUUGGAAAAGCAAAAGGGUGUGCUUUAGUCCUGAUUCAAGUGACAAAACAACCAUAUUUCUCAAGCAUGGUACUUGUGUCGGCUACGACGGCAGUGGCGGCGGCGGAUGUGGAGGCAGAGUGUUGGGAAGCAAGAAAAGGAUGAUUGGAUGUUGGAAUUUCGGAUUGCUCAAGGAAUCAUCAUCACCUGUUAAAUUUCUAGUCAAGCUUGGAUCAAAAGUAGCAAAUGCUAUUGGAAUUUCCUCCAUGAGAAGGAGAUCAUCAAGGAAAGUUUCUUCAUCGGCUUUGGCACGAUCGCGGUCGCUGACAGGCCCCAUCGACUCACAUCGCGCCAAAGCCGUCGAAGACUGCAUUGAGUUUUUGCAUUCUUCUUCCUCUAGGGAGAGACCAAGUUCGGUUUCAGAAAUUUCUGCUUAGGGAAUUUUUAGUUUUUAGUUUUUGGUGAUUGUUAAUUGCAAGAUAUGUAUAUUUAGAGAAAGUGAAUUGUUAUAUAGCCAGAAUAGUUUUGGCAUGAUCUUUGAAUGGUUGAUAGCAUUACCACAUUGUUAUGACAAAUUGUUCUGGCUAGUUGUCUAGCAUUAGUUCUUUUUAUUUUUUAUUUUUGGAUUGACAUGUUCAUUCGUAUUAGGAAAAAGUGUUUAAUCCUUGUGAACUAUGCCACUAUGGUAGUGGAGUUUGUGUAGAGUUUCCAACAAUGAACAUUGGCUCCAUCAUGUUACUUUGUUAAUGAAGUUUGAGUAACUCAUAAGAACAUUGGCUUCAACCCUCAA